This is a messenger RNA of Ostrea edulis (European flat oyster), 2777 nucleotides long. Its product is annotated as transmembrane 7 superfamily member 3-like. The coding region runs from base 39 to 1739 and encodes 566 amino acids. NCBI's taxonomy places the organism in Eukaryota, Metazoa, Mollusca, Bivalvia, Ostreida, Ostreidae. The record is from RefSeq and is a predicted model, not a curated record. The transcript is spliced from 10 exons.
ACCAAUCCCUCUUUCACUUUAGAGGAUGUUGUGCCAAAAUGCUUGGACUCAGUUUUAAGUUUGUUGUUUUAAUCGACUUGUUGACAACAGCUUUUAGUGUGAUAGAAGUUAAACCAAAUCAACCUGCUGUAGUAAAUAUCAAAGGCCAGAGCAACAAUUCUAUAGUUUUGAGGAAUGUGAGUGUUGACAUAAGCUAUGUAACAUUUCAAGUUCACUCACAAACCAAAAACAUUACAUUGUCUUCCACUCCGAAACCAGUGGUAGGAAAAUCAGUAACAGGGGUGGAUGUUGGAAUAGUUACCAUUCUGGAAACCAAUCAGACAGAGGUCACCUGCUACAUUCUGUCCAAUUACAGUGAAGAUGUCCAGAUCCAUCUUGCAAUUUACCUCAUGUCUGGAAAUAUCCCUGUAGUAGGUGGCUGUAAUCUAGAGUUUUCCUUGGAGACGGAUGCCAACCUUUUGGUUUCCUACACCAGCACCAGAGAUCUGAUAGAAUUCCAGUGGUCUAACAUUCCUCUGGGGUCUAGAUCCACCUCUAGAAUCAUCACUCCCCAGUGCGAGGACCAGUUUUACCAGGACACAUUAGAAUACAGCGUGUAUGUUAAAUACCUGUCUGGGAAUGACCUCUCCACUGCGGGGUACUUUUCAGCAUUGCAGCAGAUGUUGACAGCAGAAGAUGUCAUGGCUAAUGGUAUACAGCUGGCCUCAACCAACAACAAAGCUAGUUCUCAAAAACCAGAAUUCCUCAUAGCAUCUUAUCCAGGAACCGGAGCUGUGUAUAAUAUGGUUGUCAAGGUGACAACCCCAGCAGGGGUUACCAUGGCAGCAUACUUCCCCCAGGUCACAUACAGCUGUAAUUUACAACAAAGGGAUAGCUGUCACAUGUAUGGUAUAUUUUGGAAGAUAAGUGCAGUUGUACUAGGAAUAGUGGGACUUUUCCUAAACUUUCUGGGACACAGAUUCUUCAGAACAGGUAAUUUUAUAUGUGCCUUCCUGGGGUUCUGCAUUGUCUUCUACAGUGUACUGACCUUGUCAUCUGAUCAGAGUGAUACAGUUGUGUUGAUCCUGACGGCAGUUCUUAGUGUUGUGUGUGCGGCCCUUUGGCUUGGGAUGUUUGAGUUCAUUGGAGCUGCUGCAAUAUCCGUACUGCUAACAGGAUUGGUGGCAGGGUAUCUCAUCUCCAGCAUUGUCUUCUAUACCAAGUUUGGAAACUUGUCUUACUGGCACAAACCAUUUAAUUAUGGCAUGGCCUUUACCUGCGGCGUACUAGCUAUUCCUGUCUUCAUUCUUGCCUAUACUAAAGUGCUGAACAUUGUGUCGUGUUCAUUCAUUGGAUCAUACCUGGUGAUUCUUGUCCCGGACAUAUUCCUACACAGUGGAAUGAAGUACUUUGUCGUCAACUCCCUCAGACACUCUACUGACGUUGAUUACGUCAGCGUCAUUAACACGGGACCAUUCCUCGUAACAGAGAUAAUCCUGAGCUGUGUCUGGUGUUUGCUCUCUGUUGUGGGAGCAUUCGUCCAGUUUUACAAUAACUGGGGUCUCCCUGACUUUCCGGAGAGCUCCAGGAGUUGUGGAAAUAAGGUGCAGCCAAAAUACAACCGAGUUCCUGCCCGGUACAGUGUAGAGCCAGAGGCAGAUGAACCAGAUAUUGAUGAACCAGAUGAGCGAUCACCUCUACUGCGACAAACUGUGAACGAGCGGCGCCAGAGGAACAAAGUGGUAGCAGCUCCCACCUAGCUACAGAUCAAGGGAGACAACCAGGAGUCACAGCAUUUAUUUUGUCUCCAUGCAUGAUUUUGAUAUACAUGUACACAGUUCUCACAUCUACUGAACAGUGUAUCAUUUAUAAGGAUUUAAUUACAUUGUAUUUUUGAAAAUUAUGCUUGUAUAAAGGCAACAUGGUAAGCAGACAAAUGAAUGUUGCAUGUGAGCCUGCAAAUUGAUUUGUUUUAAUUUGUGUUCAAUCCAUACCAUUUAGAAAAUGGUCUUUCAGCAGAUACAUGUAUACACUCGAUCCAUAAAAAAGGAAUGUUUUACUGUCAAUGAGUAGGUGGUAUACUUAAUUUGAACUUGAUUCAUGUACAUUUACCACAAUCAGCAGUUAUUGUAUAUAUACAGGUAUAAACUGUUGUACAGUUAUUGUAUGUAUACAGGUAUAAACUGUUGUACAGUUAUUGUAUACAUGUAUAUACAGGUAUAAAUUGUUGUACAGUUAUUGUAUAUAUACAGGUAUAAACUGUUGUCCAUCAGAUUACAUAACUACAUGUACAUCAACACCAUUACAGUGAUCUUUCCGUGUACAAUUAUUUGAUUUUCUAAAAACUUAUUCUUCUCAUAGUUGAAGGACCAUGUAUCAAAGAGCAUGUUCAGUAACACAAACCAGUAUUAAAGGACCUGAAGUUGUUAUUGCUUUGGUUCUGAAAGAUGUUUAAAUUGUUUUUGUUGUAGAUCAGUGUUAUAUUUACAUUCCUCCAUCUUCUUUAAAAGUCUGUGAUAUUCUUGUCUGUUACAAAAGUCAAUUAGAUUUAUUGGGGGGGGGGGGGGGGGGAUCAUUAUCUCUUAAUUGCAAGUUAGUUAUUUUGUAAUUGUUUAUAAAAAGAGACUGAUUAUGUAAUUAUGAAAUAAUCAUCUCAUAAUUAUCAGGGAAUAUUUUCCUGAUUAAGGGUUUGAUAUACAUUUGUAUUACAUAUGUCUGUUACAUGUAUUAAAUAUUUUGUAUAUUCAUACUUUAUAUAAAAAAAACUAAUAAAAUAAAUCUUUAUUUUUGUACAUUUA